AUGGAUGAAGGACCGAAGAAUGAGUUGUUCCUCUUUUAUGGGAAAGGACGCCCAGGAAUUGUUAGAGGAAUGGACUUGAAUACCAAGAUAGCUGAUGAGUACAUGAUCCCCAUAGAAAAUCUGGUAAACCCUCGUGCUUUAGAUUUCCACGCAGAAACCAAUUAUAUCUACUUUGCUGACACCACCAGUUUCUUAAUUGGCCGGCAGAAGAUAGAUGGAACAGAGCGAGAAACCAUUCUGAAAGAUGUUACCUUUGGUGAACCAAAGCUUUUAGAUCCUUCCAGUGGUGGUCGGAUGCUACCUUGUGAUCUGGAUAAUGUGGAGGGCAUUGCUGUGGACUGGCUCGGAAAUAACCUGUACUGGACAAAUGAUGGCCAUAGGAAAACCAUUAAUGUGGCCAGGUUGGAAAAGGCUUCUCAGAGUCGGAAGACUCUUUUAGAGGGAGAAAUGUCCCACCCCAGAGGAAUUGUGGUGGAUCCAGUUAAUGGAAACAGAAAAGUGGGAAUUGAGAAAAGAGACACUGAAAGAAUAGGACUGGAAGGCCUCAACAAUGGUCCAAAUGGGAAUAAAGCUGGAGGAGACAUAGAUUAUGAUGGCACUGUUCCUCGAGCUGAUAAUUGGAUGUAUUGGACAGACUGGGAGGAAGAUGAAAUAGAUGACAGCGUGGGAAGGAUCGAGAAGGCCUGGAUGGAUGGCUUCAAUCGGCAGAUUUUUGUGACUUCAAAGAUGCUGUGGCCAAAUGGUUUAACUCUGGACUUUCACACCAACACAUUAUACUGGUGUGAUGCCUAUUAUGAUCAUAUUGAAAAAGUGUUUUUGAAUGGAACUCAUAGGAAGAUUGUUUACAGUGGGAAAGAAUUGAACCAUCCCUUUGGACUAUCACAUCAUGGGAAUUAUGUGUUCUGGACUGAUUAUAUGAAUGGUUCCAUUUUUCAACUUGAUUUGAUAACGAGUGAAGUGACAUUAUUGAGGCAUGAAAGACCACCCCUGUUUGGGCUUCAGAUUUAUGAUCCACGAAAGCAACAAGGUGACAAUAUGUGUCGAGUAAAUAAUGGGGGCUGUAGUACACUUUGUUUGGCCAUUCCAGGGGGCCGGGUGUGUGCUUGUGCUGAUAAUCAACUUUUGGAUGAAAAUGGGACAACUUGCACAUUUAUUCCUGGAGAAGUAUUAUCUCACAUAUGUAAAGCUGGAGAAUUUCGCUGCAAAAACAGACACUGUAUCCAAGCUCGGUGGAAAUGUGAUGGUGAUGAUGACUGCCUUGACGGAAGUGAUGAAGAUUCAGUAAAUUGCUUCAAUCAUAGCUGUCCUGAUGAUCAGUUUAAAUGCCAGAAUAAUCGCUGCAUCCCCAAGAGAUGGCUUUGUGAUGGAGCUAAUGAUUGUGGAAGCAAUGAAGAUGAAUCCAGUCAAACUUGUGCAGAAUUUCCAACUUGUGAGCCACUAACUCAAUUUAUAUGCAAAAGUGGAAGAUGCAUUAGCAGCAAAUGGCACUGUGACUCUGAUGACGACUGCGGGGAUGGGAGUGAUGAGGCUGGCUGUGUUCUGUCUUGCUUUGAUAAUCAGUUCAGAUGUUCCAGUGGCAGAUGUAUCCCAGGCCAUUGGGCCUGUGAUGGUGACAAUGACUGUGGAGACUUCAGUGAUGAAACCCAAAUCAAUUGUACCAAAGAAGAGAUUCGUUCUCCUGCUGGUUGUGAUGGGAAUGAAUUUCAGUGCCACCCUGAUGGAAACUGCAUUCCUGAUCUGUGGCGCUGUGAUGGGGAAAAAGAUUGUGAAGACGGUAGUGAUGAAAAGGGCUGCAAUGGUACCAUACGAUUGUGUGAUCACAAAACCAAGUUUUCCUGCCGGACUACAGGGAGAUGCAUCAACAAAGCAUGGGUAUGUGAUGGUGAUAUUGACUGCGAAGAUCAAUCAGAUGAAGACAACUGUGACAGUUUCUUGUGUGGACCACCCAAGUACCCUUGUGCUAAUGAUACUUCAGUCUGCCUGCAGCCAGAGAAACUCUGCAAUGGGCAAAGGGAUUGUCCUGAUGGCUCUGAUGAAGGCGAUCUCUGUGAUGAAUGUUCACUGAACAAUGGAGGCUGUAGCAACCACUGUUCUGUUGUUCCUGGAAGAGGAAUUGUCUGUUCCUGCCCUGAAGGACUUCAGCUCAACAGAGACAAUAAAACGUGUGAAAUUGUGGAUUAUUGCAGCAAUCAUAUGAAGUGCAGUCAAGUGUGUGAGCAGCAUAAACACACAGUCAAGUGCUCGUGUUAUGAAGGUUGGAAGCUGGAUGUGGACGGUGAAAGUUGCACAAGUGUUG
Molecule: messenger RNA, 2296 nt
Organism: Galeopterus variegatus (Sunda flying lemur)
Lineage: Eukaryota; Metazoa; Chordata; Mammalia; Dermoptera; Cynocephalidae
Product: low-density lipoprotein receptor-related protein 1B-like
Exons: 15
Molecular function (GO): protein binding
Source: RefSeq, a predicted model, not a curated record